UGCAGUGCGGUGGCCUGCUGGGCUGCAUCAACGUGAACACAGCUGAUUCUCAACCCCUCUUGGUUGGUGCGCGCGGGAAAAUCUCUCGUCGUCAUCGCGCGCUCAUACAGUCUAGUUGCGAAUAAGGCACCCGCUAUGCGCUGCUAUUUGGCUACCACCGACGUCCGUCCGACGUCACAUCCCCAGAGAGCCCCAACCGAAGCCACCAGCCGCGCCGCCGCCGCCACAGUCAGCAGCAGAUACAGCGCCUUGCCGUCAAGUACGCCGCUUGGAGAGGGCCUCAUAUAAAAGCAUUGGCAAGCCGUUCCAGCUCAAUUAGUUUGUUUUUAAAAUUCCUAACAGAAACACGCGUCGUUUCUCCCACCACACCGUCGUCAAAUUUUGGACCAGUGAUCCUUCAUUCCAGUAGACGAGAACAACCGACCAGAUCCCGAAUCGCGCGGUUUAUCAGUGAUUGGAAUACCCCGAGAAUCCUGGCCAUAGUUGCUCGCGGAAAUCGUCUCCAACAGGAGCUUCUUUCGUUUUUUUUUUCAACUGUUGCUCUCCCAUUGUCCCAUUGUCGUCGCCCGCUAUCGCGAGGAAAAUUCGUGCAAGAGAGAAAAUAGAUUGGGGGAAUCGUAAAUCCGAAGAAAACGCGUAAAAGCUUAUGUGAUAAGAAUUUUGAUAAGCGAAAGUGAAAUUUGUGACACGCAAUAAAGCAGUGGGAAAAUUGCUGCGAAGAAAGUUUUCCUAGCGUGGAACGAAAAAGUGCAACUUUUAACCAGUGAAAAAUUCAUCAGUGAUUGUGUGUAAACUAGUGCCGAAUAUCGCUUCACCACAUCAGGAAUUUUAAGGAUAACAGCCGACAUAUCGAGAUAAAUCAAUUCGACGAUCACUAGCGAGUGGUUCUAACCUCGUAUAGCAGAUACACUUAAGCCACCAGCAGCACAUCUUUUGCCAUGGGUACCUUGCAACAGUUGGCCGUCAUCAAGGGACAGCAGCGUGGGCUGAUCCCGGCGCUACUGCACCGGACCUUCGAGGCCAACGUUGACAAAUUCUGCGGAACCGACAUGGCGCUGAUUUUUAACGAUGACAGCCGAGGCCUCACCAAGACCAACUACAACGUUUUGAACUCGACGGCCAACCGCGUUGCGGCGGCCGCCAUCGACGACAUCGUAAAUCGUCACAAAUCGGAACCGAAUCGCGACGGAGAUUACAUCAUUGCCGUGUGUAUGCAGCCCAGCGAUCGGCUGGUGACGACUUUGCUGGCGAUCUGGAAAGCCGGUGCCGCGUAUCUCCCGCUGGAUCCGACUUUCCCGCCGAACCGGAUCGAGCACAUCUUGAGCGAGGCACAGCCGGUGCUGGUCAUUCAUGAGGACUACGAAAAUGUGGCGGUGUUCGGUGACACUCCUGCUGUUUCCUACAGCGAUCUCAGGAAGAGGGCUGGCGAUAUGAGCAAUGCGAACAUUCUUCCACAGCAAAUGCUCGGUGCGGGCAUGAACGAGCUGGCUUUGGUGCUGUACACUUCGGGAAGCACAGGCGUUCCAAAAGGUGUCCGAUUGAAUCACGCUACCAUUCUCAACCGCCUCCAGUGGCAAUGGAACAGAUUCCCCUAUUUGGAAACGGAAAAGGUUGGUGUAUUCAAAACAGCGCUAACCUUUGUCGAUUCCGUCACGGAGAUCUGGGGUCCCUUGUUGAAUGGGAUGGCCAUCGUGAUCGUGCCCAAGAAGAUCACCAACAAUCCGGAGAGGCUCGUUGAACUGCUCGAGGAGUACAAAAUCGAACGACUGGUUCUGGUGCCGACCCUGCUGCGAUCCCUGCUUCUGUAUCUACCGCUUCAGAAGAAGCAGCUUUUGUACAACCUUCGCAUCUGGGUAUGCUCCGGCGAGCCUCUACAACUGUCGCUGGCAAAGGAAUUCUUCGACUACUUCGAAGAGGGGGUUCAUCAGCUCUGCAACUUCUAUGGAUCAACCGAAGUUAUGGGUGACGUUACGUAUUUCGUUUGCGAAUCCAAAAAGCAGCUCAGCAAUUACGAGAAAGUUCCUAUUGGCUAUCCAUUGGAUAAUACUGUGAUAUACAUCCUGAAUCCAGAACUUCAACCCGUCAAACCUGGAGAUAUUGGAGAACUGUUCGUUGCUGGGUUGAACCUGGCUCAGGGAUACGUCAACGGUCGUGACCCUCAUCGAUUCAUCGACAAUCCACUGGCCGUUGACCCUAUCUACUCGAGACUCUACCGCACGGGAGACUUCGCAUCAGCCACCAAAGGAUGCGUCUACUACGAGGGUCGCACGGAUUCCCAAAUCAAGAUCCGUGGUCACCGGGUGGACCUAUCCGAAGUGGAAAAGAACCUCCUGUCGCUCUCUGGGGUAGAUAAAGGUAUUGUGCUGUGCUAUCACGCUGGUGAAAUCGACCAAGCUCUGCUCGGUUUCAUCACGGUGGAGAAGGAUUCUGCGUUACAAACCGGAAUGCAGAUCGAAGGUGCGCUGGAGAGCAAGCUUCCACACUACAUGAUCCCUCAGGUCAUCAUUUUGGACAACAUACCGCUGUUGGUAAAUGGGAAAAUUGAUCGACAGACUCUCCUGAAGAUGUAUGAGAACACAAACAACAAUGAUGACGCAACUAUCGAGAUCGAGUACGAUUACACAGGCGUUCCGGAAAAUAAAAUGGAAAUGGCCAAGGAUCUGUUCACCACAGUGGGCCAGGUUAUUGGACGCUCUACGCGUAGCAAGAUCUCACUGCAAAGCAACUUCUACGAAUUGGGGGGAAAUUCGUUGAACUCUAUCAUCACCGUCACCCAACUCUGCCAGAAAGGUCACGCAAUAAGUAUUACUAGCUUCAUUGGAGCAGAGAAUCUGGCGGAAAUUUUGGACAAAAUGUACAGCAACCAGGAGCACAUUUCGGAGCAUGAACAAACUGCAGGGAUUAGCCAAGAGUUUGAAUUUGAAUACAAGAUGAAGCUUUCGGCCCAUCCUCUGGCGGACGAACACAAAGAAGACGCCAUCAACAUUUUGACGUACAGUUUCUACGAAAAAGCUGAUUUGGAGCGAUGGAUCAAACCACUGAUCCGAGAGCAAGACUAUCGGGACAUUCUGGAGGUCAUUUGGGAUGUACUGAUCGAGAAACAGCUCAGCUUCAUGAUCAAGGAUGAAACCGGAAAGUCGGUUGGUGUUUCUCUGAACUUCGACGCCCACGACGAGCCGGAGGUAGAGGUGAACAACAAUCUGGUGAUCAUCUUCGAGUUCUUGGAAUACGUGGAGAAGCCAAUUCGGGAAGAAAAGUUACCCCAGGGUAAGAAUCAAAUUCUACACUCGUUCAUGAUGGGUACCUGUGCAGAGCUAAACGCUCAGGAAAACAUCGAGGCUAUGCACUUCAUGGAGAGCGAAGUGCUCAAGAUCGCCAUCCGGCGGAAGUUCGCUGGUAUUCUAACGACCAACACCAGCCCGCUAACCCAGCAGCUCGGAUCUAAUGUGUAUGGGUACGAAACCAUGCUGGACUUCAAGAUCAAUCAGUAUGUCUACAGGGACGGUAACCGACCUUUCGGCAAAGCCGGGGAUGACCAGCGGGUGAUCGUGCACUGGAAGGACAUCCGGAAAGAGCACUGAGUGUGUUUUCCCAAAGAUAGAGAAAGGGCUAUUGGCAUAAUUAGUAGUGUUCUAGGUACCGUAUUUAUCGCUGCAAUAAUGAUCUAGUUUAAUGGCUACACGAUAGGCUAAGAAACCUUCCAACAGUAUGUCGAAAUGUAACCAAUCAUAGAGAUAUUGAUAGCAAAUGUAAUGUAUAAGGAAGUGCACUGAUCGUGCUGCAAGAAUCUUUACGAAUUAGUUGUAGCACUGAGUGUAUAAGUGAUAUUUUAACAAUUAGGAUGAUCGUACAAACCAGGUGGGCUUAGACGUGUGAAAAAAAAAACAAAUAAAAGAGGAUCUUAGUUUUGUAAGUUAUUUGUUUCUGAAUUUUGAGGAAACUACUAUUUAUGACAAUAAAUCGUAUUAUCGAAUUACUCGUAAAA
Molecule: messenger RNA, 3985 nt
Organism: Aedes albopictus (Asian tiger mosquito)
Lineage: Eukaryota; Metazoa; Arthropoda; Insecta; Diptera; Culicidae
Gene: e
Product: beta-alanyl-bioamine nonribosomal peptide synthetase ebony
Exons: 7
Coding region: 939-3581 (880 amino acids)
Source: RefSeq, a predicted model, not a curated record